UUCUGAGCUGAAGGCUUGUUGAAGGUUGAAGAAUGUCUGGCCGUGGAAAAGGCGGAAAGGGUUUGGGAAAAGGAGGCGCAAAGCGCCACCGCAAAGUCUUGAGAGAUAAUAUUCAAGGCAUCACUAAACCCGCUAUCCGCCGUUUGGCUCGUCGUGGUGGGGUGAAGCGUAUCUCUGGCUUGAUCUACGAGGAGACUCGAGGGGUGCUAAAAGUCUUCCUUGAAAAUGUCAUCCGCGAUGCCGUGACUUACACCGAGCAUGCCAAGAGAAAGACUGUGACUGCCAUGGAUGUGGUGUAUGCCUUGAAACGCCAAGGACGCACUCUGUACGGAUUUGGUGGUUAAAUAUUUCAACGAGCAUUUCAAAAUAAAUCAAAAGGCCCUUUUAAGGGCCACCCACUUUUUCAUAAAAAAGCUGAGUUUCCGCGA
This is a messenger RNA of Crotalus tigris (Tiger rattlesnake), 428 nucleotides long. RefSeq names its product histone H4. The record is from RefSeq and is a predicted model, not a curated record. Gene Ontology annotation, molecular function: DNA binding; structural constituent of chromatin; protein heterodimerization activity. The transcript has a single exon. Lineage: Eukaryota; Metazoa; Chordata; Lepidosauria; Squamata; Viperidae. The coding region runs from base 33 to 344 and encodes 103 amino acids. Gene Ontology annotation, cellular component: nucleosome. Gene Ontology annotation, biological process: nucleosome assembly.